Salmo salar (Atlantic salmon) is the source of this 2551-nucleotide messenger RNA. Its product is annotated as THAP domain-containing protein 1. NCBI's taxonomy places the organism in Eukaryota, Metazoa, Chordata, Actinopteri, Salmoniformes, Salmonidae. Gene Ontology annotation, cellular component: nucleus. Gene Ontology annotation, molecular function: RNA polymerase II cis-regulatory region sequence-specific DNA binding; DNA-binding transcription factor activity. Gene Ontology annotation, biological process: regulation of transcription by RNA polymerase II. The record is from RefSeq and is a predicted model, not a curated record.
GUUAUCAAACGACCGUUGAGGACAAGUGCGCCAUUUUGGCUCAAACAAAGUCGGAAAUUAUUUACUUUGCAAUUUCAUAUUAUUUGGCACGCUAACAUCGCUUAAUACUUUUGUGAACCUUUGGGAUGAUACAAUAUCUUAUGUGAGCGCAUGUUUCAACCAUGUUCUAUUUUGUUUUGUUUCUUAUGAGAACAAGUGUAAAGUUCUGGUAGCCUUCGCUAGCUACAAGCUAGCUCUGUUGUUUGAUUGGAAUGCAAGUAACUGGGGCUAUAGUUCGCUUGCUAGCUAGCUGCAUUCAGCAGUUUUGACUUGUUAGCUCGAUAGGUAUGGGUGGGUGUUCCGCUCCAAAUUGCUCAAACUCAACAACCAUUGGGAAACAACUAUUUCGUUUUCCAAAAGAGCCUAUACGCAAGAAUAAAUGGCUUGUAAACUGCCGGCGUAAUUUUGUACCAACUCCACAUUCCAGACUGUGCCAGGACCAUUUUGAGCUGAGUCAGUUUGAAGAAAUAGCCAGGUCGCCAGCAGGGGGAAAGAAGCUGAAACCAAAUGCUAUCCCUACUCUUUUCAGUGUGCAAAAUCCACCUUAUCCAAUCACCCCACAGAUAGUGCUACCUUUCAAACCAGAGCCAGUAGAGAGAGAUCUGAAUGUGGGGGAUCAUGGCUAUGCACGGCGGCAACCAACUCUGGGCAUGGAGGAAGAUGUUGAUGAACUACACAAGGCAGAGGAACGCCCCUGCACCCAUUGUCAGCCUUACAAAACCCUGCUGGAACAAGAAAUGCAACACACUGCCAGACUUCAGAAAGAGGCUGAGGAAAUGAAGAAGAGGAUGUUCAAACUGGACAGAAUAGAGAGGGGCCUCCAGACAUUUCUGUAUGAAGACCAGAUCCGUGCCCUGACCCUGACCAAGCGUUCCCGGAGAGCUGUGUGGUCCCAUGAGACAGUGCUGAAGGCUCGUAAAAUCCGAUGUGCAGUCGGUGCCAAGGGUUACGAAUUCCUUCGGGAGUUAGGCUACCCUUUGCCCUCUUAUAGAACUUUAUGCAACCGCCUGGAGGAAAAAAUCAUGGUGACGACAGCCAUGGGCUGUGAUGAGCUUGCAGAGCUUGGUCUAGGAAUCAUAUCUACAUGUGACAGUCCAGAGGGAGAUGGGGACAAUGAGGAGGCUUUCAUUGGAGUGAUGUCAUGACUCAUGAAAGAGAGAAUUUUGAUCAAUUUGUUUGAAUAUGUGUUUCAUUUUGAAGAAUGCAACGCAAAAUGACAGGACAAUAUAGCAAAGACUGACGACAGCUAGUAGGCCUAUGCGGUGAAGAAAAUGUGGAAGCAUAUGCACAUGAGAGAUAGUGUUAAAGCGUUCUUGCUUCUGGACUUGGUUUCACAUAAUUGUUUUUUUUAGAAUGGUUUACUCAUGCUAAAGAAUUUGGUGUUUAUUUUGGGAAUGAAACAUAAGCUCCUUCAAAACAAUAAAGAGCAGCAGUCAUCUGCCUUAAAGCGGCAAUCGGCAGUAGAAACAAUAACAAAGCGUCCUCCCCACACCUGAAUCAGUAAAAAGCUGAGGAAUGGGGCUGGAGAAAUUUAAUCACUCAAUUUCAUAGACCUAUGGAUGCAAGGAUUGACCAUCCAUGAUAUCAAAAUUAUAGUUUUAACAAUGUUUUGAGGCUAUAUAGUGUUUGUUACAUUUUCUUUGUCUACAAACAUUGGAGUAAAACAAGCAUAUAUUUGGAGUUCUAAUGGGGUACGACAGUUGAACUAAGUUCAUGAGGCAUUUAUAAGUUAUAUUCUUCAAGAAUAAAGUCCAAAAAUGGAUGUAGGAACUACUGAUUGCUCCUUUAAGCUUUGAAGCUGCAAUUUCAAACCACCUUUCUGUGCUCAAUGUGAGGUCAUAAUUCAGAAGCUACGCUAAAUCAUUUGCUGUACACCUGUUUUCUUCAGCUGUGAAUGUUUGACAAAUGCAAAGGAAGAGCAGAAUUUUAACCCCUGUUUGCAGAGUUUUUAGUUGCCCUUCAUUGUCCCUUAUGUUAAGUGGACAAAUUGGAGGAUUCGUUGUAUUUUGUAAUGGGAAUCAGUUUAGCUGCAUUUGGAAACUGCAAUGCAGUAUAGAGCUUUUGGAGAACUGUGUUAGCUGCAUUGUAUACUGGCUGUGCCCCCUGAACUUAGGCUGAAUAACCUGAGGCCUCUUGUGUUAAUCACUAAUGAGAUAUUAGCCAGCAAGCAGAACCUCUGGGUGGGAGGAGGUUUGUAGAAAACUCACUAAAGAGGCAGGAGAGUAUACAGUACCCUGAUCAAAACAAUGGUACUGUAAAAGAAUAAAGAAAUCUAUCAAGUAGGGCUGGGAAUUGCCAGGGACCUCAUGAUACAAUAUUAUCACAAUACUUUGGUGCCGAUACGAUAUCUAUUGCGAUUCGAUGUUUGGUAUUUUAUUAGGAUCCCUUUAGAUGUUACAGCAGAUACUCUUCCUGGGGUCAACACAAAACAUGAAACGUGACAUAAUACAGAACAUUAAUAGACAAGAACAGCUCAAGGACAGAACUACAUCAGUUUAAAAAAAAAAGGGCA